Molecule: messenger RNA, 2434 nt
Organism: Bufo bufo (common toad)
Lineage: Eukaryota; Metazoa; Chordata; Amphibia; Anura; Bufonidae
Product: oocyte zinc finger protein XlCOF7.1-like
Exons: 1
Coding region: 156-1643 (495 amino acids)
Biological process (GO): regulation of transcription by RNA polymerase II
Cellular component (GO): nucleus
Molecular function (GO): DNA-binding transcription activator activity, RNA polymerase II-specific; RNA polymerase II cis-regulatory region sequence-specific DNA binding
Source: RefSeq, a predicted model, not a curated record
GAGGGAGCACAGAGGAACACCUGAUACCUACAUAUUAUGAUGCAGAUGAUUCAGUUGUCGCACCAGAUACUUAUGAAAAACGUGCCAUUAUCCCAGUUGUACACUCAAACCUUCAAAUCAAAAAUCUGCCACCUGAUUCUUUAAAAAAGACUGUUAUGCAGAAUGCAAACCACAGAAGUGCUGGAUCCCAAAGAGCUCAGAAAGGGAAGAAGUCUUAUUCAUGUUCAGAAUGUGGCAAAUGUUUUACUCUGAAAUCAAAUCUUGAGAGCCAUCAGAAAAUUCACACAGGGGAGAAGCCGUAUUCAUGUUCAGAAUGUGGCAAAUGUUUUAAUCAGAAAUCAAAUCUUGAGAGGCAUCAGAUAGUUCACACAGGGGAGAAGCCGUAUUCAUGUUCAGAAUGUGGCAAAUGUUUUACUCGGAAAUCAAAGCUUGAGAGCCAUCAAAGACAUCACACAGGGGAGAAGCUGUAUUCAUGUUCAGAAUGUGGCAAAUGUUUUACUGAGAAAUCAAGUCUUGAGAGGCAUCAGAUAGUUCACACAGGGGAGAAGCCGUAUUCAUGUUCAGAAUGUGGCAAAUGUUUUACUCGAAAAUCACAUCUUGAUAUCCAUCAAAGACAUCACACAGGGGAGAAGCCAUAUUCAUGUUCAGAAUGUGGCAAAUGUUUUUCUCAGAAAUCAAGUCUUAUGAGCCAUCAAAGACAUCACACAGGGGAGAAGCCGUAUUCAUGUUCAGAAUGUGGCAAAUGUUUUACUCUGAAAUCCCAUCUUGAUAUCCAUCAAUUACAUCACACAGGGGAGAAGCCGUAUUCAUGUUCAGAAUGUGGCAAAUGUUUUUCUCAGAAAUCAAGUCUUAAGAGCCAUCAAAGACAUCACACAGGGGAGAAGCCGUAUUCAUGUUCAGAAUGUGGCAAAUGUUUUACUCUCAAAUCACAUCUUGAUAUCCAUCAAAGACAUCACACAGGGGAGAAGCCGUAUUCAUGUUCAGAAUGUGGCAAAUGUUUUAAUCGAAAAUCACAUCUUGAUAUCCAUCAAAGACAUCACACAGGGGAGAAGCCAUAUUCAUGUUCAGAAUGUGGCAAAUGUUUUUCUCAGAAAUCAAGUCUUAAGAGCCAUCAAAGACAUCACACAGGGGAGAAGCCGUAUUCAUGUUCAGAAUGUGGCAAAUGUUUUAAUCGAAAAUCACAUCUUGAUAUCCAUCAAAGACAUCACACAGGGGAGAAGCCAUAUUCAUGUUCAGAAUGUGGCAAAUGUUUUUCUCAUAAAUCAAGUCUUGAUAUUCAUCGAUUACAUCACACAGGGGAGAAGCCGUAUUCAUGUUCAGAAUGUGGCAAAUGUUUUACUCUGAAAUCACAUCUUAAUAUCCACCAAAGACAUCACACAGGGGAGAAGCCAUAUUCAUGUUCAGAAUGUGGUAAACGUUUUGCUGAUAAAACAACUCUUCAUAACCAUCAGAGAAUUCACACAGGGGAGAAGUCGUAUUCAUGUCCAGAAUGUGGAAAAUGUUUUGCUAGGAAAAAUCAUCUUGCUGAGCAUUUAAAAAUUCACACAGGGGAGAGGUCAUUUUCCUGUCCAGAAUGUGGAAAAUGGUUUACUCGGAAAGCAAAUCUUGUUAAUCAUCUGAAAUCUCACACAGAGGAGAAGUGAUAUUAAUGGCCAGAACGUGUUUUACUAAAGAAUGUAAAUUUGAGAAUCAUUAGGGAAGUCACACAGGGGUGCAGCCAUGUUUAUGUUCAGAAUGUGGAAACUGUUUUAUUCAGAAAUAAGCUUUUGUUCAAUAUCAGAGAAUUCAUACAGGGGAGAAGAAGUUCUAACCCCUUCCCAACAUCCUCCAUACAUGUAUGGCGGAUGUCGGGAAUAUAAAGAUGGUGCCCACUCAAGAGUUAAGUAAGUGCCAUAGGCGAAGCAUGCGUGCGGUUUCACACAGCAGCGUCCACAUGAUUGGAGAUAGCUCUGAUCGCUGACAUUCCAUCAGAUGCUAUAGCCAACUGCAACCACAGCAUCUGAGCAAUCAUUUACUGGGAGCGAGCGAGGUGUUACAGCUUGAAGAGCAUAUGAAUUAGAACCAUAGAUAACUUCAUAAAACCAAAUAUAACAAUAGCCACAUGAUGUAUAGUGAAUAAAAGAUAUAACAGAGAAUGGAUUGUAGUUCAAGGCCUUUACCAUAGCUACCAUAAACAAACCAUUAGAGAGAUUGCUUACAUGAUAAUGGAGUAUUUUCUGUUCUUACCUAUAUUAAUGAGUCAUUUGCACACUGGUGUUUGACUACCCGACAACAACAGCCCUUAGUUUCCCUGCUAUGAUAACAUACGAUGUGUGGAGCCCCCCUCUCAUUUUCGUUACACAGAUGUAUCCUCGUGAUAGUGAUAGAGAUGUGAAUAUAAUUUUUGUAUAACUAGAUGAUUUUCUUAUGUAUUUACUUUAAGCUGCUUCUUUCU